Molecule: messenger RNA, 294 nt
Organism: Tinamus guttatus (white-throated tinamou)
Lineage: Eukaryota; Metazoa; Chordata; Aves; Tinamiformes; Tinamidae
Product: interleukin-8
Biological process (GO): immune response; defense response; chemotaxis
Cellular component (GO): extracellular region
Molecular function (GO): chemokine activity
Source: RefSeq, a predicted model, not a curated record
AUGCUGCCGACUGCCUGCGUAAGCCAUCGCCUUUUCUCUUUGCCAGCCAUCCUGGAAAUGAACGGCAACCUGAGCUGCAGGUGUGUCAAGACGACCUCCGAGUACAUCAGCCCGAAGCGGUACGAGAGCAUCGAGAUCAGACCCGUGGGGAGCACCUGCAGGCGCAUGGAGAUCAUAAUUAAGUUAAAAACCUUCUCAAAGGUGUGCGUGAAUCCUGAGGCCCUUUGGGUAAAGAAGCUACUGAAGCGUAUCGCUGGCACAAAGAAAAAGUGAGUUUCCUGCUAAGGAAGUUGC